AUGGCGCGAACCAAACAAUCAGCAUGCAAAAAUGCCUUUCCCUGCUCACCACCUUCUUCAUCCCCUUCAUCUGAUUCUGUGGAACUUUCACCUUCUCCACCACCUCGACCAACACCACCACACACCUCCUCUGAUUCAACCUCUUCUGACAACAACCAACAAAUCUUCAAUCCCAAUCCUCUGUCCACUAUUCUUCCACCACUAUACACUCGUCCCACACCAAACCUUGCUCAAGUUCCUCCACACUUGCGUAACCAAACUAUUCCUCAACGACGCUCAAUGAGAGUUCAAUCUGGAAUUGGAACCUCAAAACCCUCAAACCUAAAACCACAUUACUUCAUCAUCUCAGAUUCUAAGACUGGUGAUUCUUUUGAUUCUUCUCCUCCAACAUCAGCAAGGGCAUCAAUAAACACCAAACCUACCACAUCAUCAAAAUCAACCUUCUCCUCUGAACCCUCACAAUCAACUCCCCCAAACCAAAAACGGAGAUUGAUAAAUUAA
This is a messenger RNA of Cicer arietinum (chickpea), 501 nucleotides long. The record is from RefSeq and is a predicted model, not a curated record. NCBI's taxonomy places the organism in Eukaryota, Viridiplantae, Streptophyta, Magnoliopsida, Fabales, Fabaceae.